GUCUACAUUCCGAGCUUCAUCAACUUUCUUUGACCCGCCCAAAUCGCGCAAUCACCACCACCACAUCAAAUCGACGGCGCGCGAAAACACGGAAUCAUGAGCUCCGGGCGCCCUGUUGCAGGUGUCCAUCAGGACUACAUUGCGAAAAUCCGAUAUUCGAAUGCGCUACCUCCUCCACCAUGUCCACCAAAGCUGCUGGACAUUCCCAACACUGGCCUUUCGAGCGGCCAGUACACAUCGGCAGGUUUUGCGUCGAGACUGGCGCGGGAACAGUCGCUGAACAUUGAGGCUGAUGCUGAGCUGGGAAUGCCCAUCGACUUGGUGGGUAUCCCCAAGGUAUUCGAUGGAGACGAGUCUGCCAUCCAGGCGAUGCCUCACCCACCGCCGCUCAGCACGGCAGACAGGGCGCUGAUGCGACCGCCGAACCAGCUUGGCAAGACGCAGACCAAUGCCCAGGGCGCGACCUUCCUGCGACGAACAGAAUACGUCACAUCAAGCACAACCGGCGGCUCCAAAUUCGAGUCCAGCAACUCGUCCAACACGAUGCGCCUACGGAGGAAGCGAAAGCAAGUAGAGACCUCACUAGACGAUCCCACAAACAUCGCCCGACACAUCUUGAAGAGCUUCAACAUCGCCUACCCAGCCGACGCCUACAAUGGCCAAGACAGCGCCGACCACCUCAGAGCCGCAGAAUCAACGCCCGAAGAGCGCCUAGCAUGGAACAAGCCCAAACACCCCAGAAACCCCAACCUGACCUUGGUCGACUCCUACCCCCUUCUGCCGGACUGGGACGCCAUGCCCGACACGGGCGGCUACAUGGUCUUCAAGUUCACGGCACCGCCCAUCAACAACCCGCUCGAUCCCUCCUACGACCCACGUCUUGACGUCGCCCUCCUGCGCCCUGCCGGCCAAACGAUCCAAGACCAAGAAAAGUACAUGGAAGACCGCGAAGCGCACCGCUUGGAUCCCACCGUCCCACCCCCAAUCCCCCGUUGGCAAUUCGAAUACUUCCUUCCCGCAGACCGCAGCAAGGUCCGGGGCAUCAAACGCAACUUCACCACGCACGACCCCAACAACGAAGCCGACAUUGACUUUGACAUUGCCGAAGACGACGAAGGGCAACCGCGCAAGUGCUUCAAGUACGAUAACGUGCGUACGUACGAGACGAGCCAGCAGGUUGGCGACCCGUCGGAUACUUAUGGCGAUGUUGUCGCGCUGGCGCUGCACGAUCCUGAGAAACAUGAGGGUGAGAGGCUGAGGGAUAGCAAGAUGCAGCGUGCGGCGUACUUUUACCCCAUCACGCAGAGGACGUCGUUGAGGCCGAGACGGCCGGGUAGGAUUGAUAUGACGGAGGAGCAGCCCAAGGUUGAUAUUAUUGAGGCGGCGGGCAAGGAGCCUGAGGGCGAGGCGAGGAGGGAGGGGUAUAGGAAGAGGGCAGAGGGUAUUGAGUAGUCUGGAGGGUAGAUGAUUAGGGUAAGGGUGGGAAGGAAGGGGUGAGUGCUCUCAUCGUUGAAGUUUCAAGAGUCGAGAUUGAACCCGUUUGGCAUUGUCAUCAGCGAGGCGUUUAGUGAGGCUACAGAGGAUGUAAGAAUAGGAUAUCGUGGCAUAUAAGGGAAUUCACUCAAAAGAUAUCUGCUGAUUGGUAUUCUUUCGAUUCAUGGUAGAAAAUUGCGCGACAAGUCUAUCCUAGGGAAGAGAACACUUAGAGCAACGAAAGCGACUACCUAUAACUCCUGUACACGACAACAACUGCUCCUCUGG
Alternaria alternata is the source of this 1761-nucleotide messenger RNA. RefSeq names its product Paf1-domain-containing protein. The record is from RefSeq and is a predicted model, not a curated record. Lineage: Eukaryota; Fungi; Ascomycota; Dothideomycetes; Pleosporales; Pleosporaceae. Gene Ontology annotation, cellular component: Cdc73/Paf1 complex. Gene Ontology annotation, biological process: transcription elongation by RNA polymerase II. The coding region runs from base 97 to 1452 and encodes 451 amino acids. The transcript has 2 exons. Gene Ontology annotation, molecular function: RNA polymerase II complex binding; chromatin binding.